AAAUAUCCCGAUGUGUUCAGUUCAUUGAGUAACAUCUUGUCAUCCCAGCAGCACUGUACAGAUAGAGCUGCUGCUGAAGAUACAGGAGCUGAGGAGGAAGGAUCAUUAUUACAGCAUUUGGAUCAUCUUUUGCAGGCUGCUCGCACAGAAACCAGGAAGUCAGCAUGAGCACUCUGUCCACUGAAAAGAAGCCUCUUGUGGAUUACGGCGUUCAGAUCCGCUUCAUCAAGGACCUCCACGACACAGGCGGAGGUUAUACCGACAAAUCCAAAGCAAGCAACAGUGCGACCCCUCCUUCCAAUAAGUACGGGGUGGCCGUGCACGUUCAGGGAAUCUCUGGACAGCCUUACGUGGUCCUGAAAGAUGGCGAGAAAGGUGACUCUUACGGGGUUCAGCUGAACACUCCCAGCUCCGGCUCAGGGCCACCUUCACCGUUCACCAGCCUCCCCAAGAAAAAUACAAAACCAGAGGAAUUUGCAAACCCCUAUAGCCCUGCUUCAAAUACAGCACGCUCCAACGUAUCUCCAGUAGAUGAUGAGGUCGGGGAGGUUUUUGGGAGCCCUCAUAAGAGACCUCCAGGGGAUGGACAAGCAGGAACACAAGGGGAGGAGGAGAGCGGAGCCGGCAGGAAAGCUGAACCUCGACUCAAAGCAGCGGCCAGUGAAGCAGAGAAAAACAGAGACAGGACUAGUAAUGAGGAGUAUAACGAAGCAGGCCUGAAACCUGUCAAAUUAAACGGCGUGGGACCCAGAGGGGUCAAGCCGACUGGCUCUGGUUACACUGGCUCUUUGGGGAGACACAGCAGGAAAAAACAGAGCACUGAGUACUCUUCAUCGUCAUUCCCAAAACCCCCAGCGUCAAUUAAUGAGGAGCCCAUCCCAGUGAUCGACACCAACUCCCUGGCUCCCAUCAACAAGCUCAUCAGUAAGUUCAACAGCGGGACGCCGGCAGACAGCGGGACGCCGGCAGACAGCGCCCCACAGGCGAGAGGCCGCUCCGGAGCGAGGCAGCGGCUCAGGUUUGACGAGCGCAGGCGGUCGAGAAGCCUCGAUGCUAGAAAUAACGUCCAGCCUGAGGUCCCCUCACCGAGCUCUCCGACUCCCAAUCCCUACGCUGCUCCUCCGUCUGCCUCCUCCAAUUUGUUGGCGUCAUCUUCCUCAGCGAGCAGCAGCCCUGUAUCUGUUUCCAGGGUGACGGCACUCAAGGCCCCCAAGCCAAGCUUUAACUCACUAGGGAAGUUUGUCGCAAAGGACACCUAUCCAGCUGUAGCCAAAAAGCCUGAGAUAACUCCGAGGAGCAUGAGUCAAAGCAAAGGGGUCAUCAAUGGGGAGGAAGCUCAAUCGAAGCAAGCUAUUUACAACAUCCUUAGAGAUGGCACCAGCGAGAGUGAGGGGUCCCUCAAAAGAAAGGCCGGCCUCGUCUAUGAGACAACCGGCAGUUUUAAGAAGGGAGGAUCUGAUGGGAGCUUCAACAAGGGGAAACUCGAGGAGCUUCUGGAGCAACUCGAUCGCUGCAAGAAAGACCUGCAGCAAGUUCAUGAUGAACUGGCUGUGGAGCGCAUGGCCAGAGAGGUGGCGGAGACUCGUCUGCGCCUACAGGAAGAUCAGCUGGCUGAGCUUCAGGAGGAGCUGAGGAGGGUUUCAGACUCCGACUCACUGCAGACGGACGUGAUGACCCUGCAGGCCGACCUGACCGAGGCUGCCAUGCUGCGUCAUCGCCAGGAGGAGAUCUUACACCAGCGGGAGCGGGAGCUGACGGCGCUGAAGGGGGCGCUAAAGGAGGAGGUGGAGUGCCACGACACAGAGAUGGAGACUCUGAGGGAGCAGUACAGCCAGGACAUGGAGAACCUGAGGACAACCAUGGAGCAGGUCACACAGUCCCAGGAGCAGAUAGAAGAGGAGAGGGAGAGAGUGAACGCCUCCAUGUUGACGCUGGAGGACGAGCUGGAGAGCUGCAGAGAUCAGGGGGAGCAGUGGAAGACCCAGCUGGACGCCACCACGGAGGAGCUGCACAGCACCAAAGAAGAGAGCGGGACGCACGUCACCAGCAGUCGAAUGCUGCUGAAAUCACAUUUGGAGAAGGAUGAAUGUGAGUGCGAGCUCAGGUAUGUUCAGGACUCGCUGCUCGCCGCGAAGAAACAAACGCCUGCAUCUGAUGAUAACCAUUCUUUAGCAGAGGAGCUGCGGCGUUGCCAUGAUGAUCUGAAGCGGGCUCGCGCCGAUCUGGACAAACAAAAGGGCGAGUUAGACGAGAAGAGAGAGGCACUUCAAGGCCUGAGGAGAGAGAGCAGAGACAAAGAGGCCAAGCUUCUGUCUGAGAUCAGCCAGCUGAAGGAGCAGUCGCAGAAAGACAAGGUCGAGCUGGAAAGGGCGGUCGAGAAGGCGAAGGAGUCACCAGUCGGGUCUUUAGGAAAGACUGUGGUGGACCACGGCGCCAACCUGGAGCUCCAGGAGGCAAACACUCGUCUCAGGGAGAGGCUGUCCCGCAUGACGAGGCUCCACUCCAGCACGCCCCGGAGCCCAGGGGCCGAGGAGGCGUUGGAGGCUCUGGAGGAUGAGAACCGCUCCCUGAAGACUCAGCUGGAGGAGGCCAAGAGAGGAGCCACCCGCCUGAGCAAGGAGAGGGACGAGCUGAGCCAGCGGCUGGAGGAGAGAGACCUGGAGAGGGAGGCGCUGAGGAGGGGCAAGAUUGACCUAGAGGACCAGAAGAGGCUGCUGGACCGAGCCCUGGAGAAGAUUAACAAAGAGAUGGAGUCGAUGAUGGGAGAUUCCCGUCAGUCGGUGGCCACCCUGCAGACACAGCUCGAAGACUACAGGGAGCGCUCAAGGAAGGACCUGCUGGAAGCCCAGCGCAACAGCAAGGACCGGCUGGCUGAGCUGCAGAGGGCUCAGAGCAACCUCAAGGCCCAGCAGGAGGAGGUUUCCCGUCUGAAGAAGGAGCUGCUGGUGUGCAGCGAGGACAGAGACAGCGCCCAGUUGGAGAGAGACCUCCUCAACAACCGUCUCAAACACUUGGAGAGUGAAGUGGAUUCAGAGAGGAGCUCCUACACCGACCGCAGCAGGGAGAUCAGGGGCCUGGAGGAUAAGAUUAAGACUAUGGAGAUCGAACUGGAUGAGGAGCGGAACAGCGUGGAGCUUCUGAACGACCGUAUCACACGUAGCAGAGAUCAGGUGGACCAGCUUCGCUCAGAGCUGAUGCAGGAGCGUUCGGCGAGACACGACCUGGAAAUGGACAAGAGCGCACUUGAGAGACAGUUGAAGGAGUUGAGGUCUCGCAUGGCAGACAUGGAGGGACAGACUCGUCCCGCACCUGGACUCGGCCUGCUGGAAAACAAAAUUCAAGAGUUGGAGGAGAGACUACGCAGUGAAGAAAGGGAGAAGUCCAGCAUCCAGGCCUCCCAGAGACGAAUGGAGAGGAAACUGAAAGAGCUAAACGCCACGUUAGACCUUGAGAGGAUCCAGCAUGUUGAGCAGAGAGAUCAGCUGUCUCUGCGCGUGAAGGCCUUGAAGCGACAGGUGGACGAGAGCGAGGGAGAGGUGGAGCGCUUGGAAGGAGUCCGCCGGAAGGUUCUCAGAGACCUGGAGGAGCAGCAGGAGCUCCAGGAGGCACUGCACGCCAAAGUCACAGCCCUGGAGACUGAAGCAAAGCGGAAGUCACAGCACACACACCGUGCAUCUCUGGGCCCCACUUUGAGCUCUGAGGAUGAGGACGGUUUCUAUGACGGCAACCUCACCUCCAUCCUGAACGAAGGCCACCUGCAGACCUCCAACUGCUAGAGGAAGACAAAUAAAAAGACCUAUAAAAAGUUUAUUUUUUUCCUCCAGUGAGAUUUGAUCAGAGAGAGAGAGAGAGACUCAGGGGCAUCAGGGACCCGAUGGUUGCGAAGAACUCUGUUGCCAUGCACUACAAACUUGCCUUGCAGUUGUUCCUCGGUUUUAUUUUUAGUACAGCAGUCCAACAGAGACAGGUUGUCAGGAUAAUUAGAUUGCAUUUUUUUGAGCCUUCAGCCGUGAUUAUGAUUGCUUCACUGCUGUCAUGUUUUAUCUGUCUCGAGAUCUUCUAUCAUGUCGAGGAGAAGAAUUACAGUUACACUUCGAAAUACACGGUUUUAUUUCACGUACUGAAUCUUUUCAAAAAAGGCUCUUUGCUGUGUGUUGACUGUAUUUACUGUGGUAGCGCAUUACUGUGGCAUGGUUUAUGUUCAGAGGUCAUACUUCCAAAUUCAAACCACUUUUAAACCAAAAAAUACCUUUUAUAAGACAUAUUUUUUCUUAUAUCUGUGUUUGCUUGCGCAUGAUAAGUUACAUCUGUCAGUGUUGUUAGCAGCUCAUAGUGUUUCUUUGUGUAUUAAAAGUGAUAUUAUGGGGUUUUUUUACCUUUUGAAUGUGACAAUGACCAUUUAAACUGAGCCUAUAUUUUUACACUGUAUUAGCCGUUACUCAAGACAAUCAAAUUAUACGUAUAGUAGCACUCAGAGAUGAAUCCUCUCCCUAUAAACUUUUCUACUUGCUGAUGUGGUUUAAUAUAAGCUUGAUUCAUGUGCAUGUUUUCACUCAAAUGCCUUAAAAAGUAGCUUCAUAUCUUUAUUUUUCUGUUGUCUCCGCAUGUGUUCUGUUUAUACGCUGCUGCUGCUGUAAUAGUUUUAAUCCAUAGGCUUGCCUGUACUUGUGUCACCUUUACAUUCCUAUUGAAACAAUCAUCAGCUGAGAUUUGGAAGUGUUCCACAUUUCUCUCGGUUGCACCUGGCUGUGAAUGUUGAUUGUAAUCUCCUAAUGACAUUUUUGGUGUCAUGACACAUCUCAAUUUGUAUCGGGGGAAUUACACGCAACGUUGCUAUUAAAUGUAGAAUAUGUUUAUUAAGCUGCUGGUUACAAAUUUGACAGAUAUUUUAAGUAAAUUUUGGACCGUGUGUAUAAUAAAAAGAGGUAUAUUGUA
Messenger RNA from Sebastes umbrosus (honeycomb rockfish), 4935 nucleotides. It is a transcript of the gene cgnb, whose product is annotated as cingulin b. The record is from RefSeq and is a predicted model, not a curated record. Gene Ontology annotation, cellular component: myosin complex. Bases 165 to 3776 code for a protein of 1203 amino acids. NCBI's taxonomy places the organism in Eukaryota, Metazoa, Chordata, Actinopteri, Perciformes, Sebastidae. The transcript has 21 exons.